This is a messenger RNA of Quercus lobata, 1522 nucleotides long. Its product is annotated as NDR1/HIN1-like protein 13. The record is from RefSeq and is a predicted model, not a curated record. The transcript has a single exon. Gene Ontology annotation, biological process: defense response to other organism. Bases 111 to 959 code for a protein of 282 amino acids. Lineage: Eukaryota; Viridiplantae; Streptophyta; Magnoliopsida; Fagales; Fagaceae. Gene Ontology annotation, cellular component: plasma membrane.
CAAUCUCUCUGUCUCUCUGAGCCUAACUCGGUUUCCCUCCAAUAAUGUUGCAUUUUUUUCCAACAUAAACAAUCACCCUCCCUUUCCUCACCACCGCUCCCCAUCUUCACAUGGCGGAGCGGGCCGACCCUUCUGUCGACGAUCAUGACUCUAAACCAUCAGCUGAUAAACCAGAAAAUAAUAUUCAUGACUCUAACCCAUCAGCUGAGAAACCAGAAAAUAAUAAUCAUGACUCUAACUCAUCAUCUGAUCAACCAGAAAACAAUAAUCAAUUAGCUCCACCUGCCUUUCGUUCUGCGACCUAUGUUGUUCAGGUCCCUAAAGACCAAAUCUUUUGUGUUCCGCCUCCUGAGAAUGCCGUUCUAGCUGAACGCCGUGGAAACCCUUUUCGCUGCAGUAAAGGGAAGAAGCCCCGUCGUCGUCGUCCUCGUUGUUGCUUGUGUUUUUCUGUCUCUGUAGUUCUUCUUGUCCUUGUUCUUGCUCUAAUUGCUGCAGUUGUCUAUGUCUUGCUCACGCCUAAGGAUCCUACUUUUCGCGUUGAACGUGUUGUUGUCAAGAAUAAUACACGUCCAGAUUAUGGCAUUACGAUUAGAGCCAAAAAUUCGAAUGAAAUAAUGAGCAUUGAUUACAAGGCAGGUGGUGUUGCUUCCCUUUCUUUUAAGCAACGAGGAAUUGCUAAAGGAAAAUACCCAUCUUUCAAGCAAGACAGCAAAAAGUCAACAUCAUUUCAUGUAGAUUUUCAUGGCUCAAACAUUGUAUUGCCUAAGGAGAUUGAGGAAAGCAUGAAAAGCCAAAAGCCAAAAAUCAAAGUUUCUUUGUCUCUAAAGAUGGAUGUACAUGCAAGAAUUAGAGUUGGGGCAUUACAUUAUGGGAGCGUGAAAUUCGUUGCUGCUUGUGAUUUCACGGUGGAUACAUUGGCUAAGAAUUCUCGUAUCCUGUCACAGAAAUGUCAUACCUAACGCCAACUCUAGAGGGGACAUAGGUAGGAAUGAGUAGGCGAUCAUAGAAGUCUUUCUGAUCAUUUCAAGAAUUAAUUUUUUUGGUCAUCUAUACAUUUUUGUUUGCUUUUGAAUUGAUUUAAAUUUUUUUUUUUAAUUAUUUCCCUGAUCAUUUAUAGGCUGGUGAUGUAAAGAAAUAAUUUGUGACCUUGUUAUUAUAAUUUUUCUGUCCCUAUCCUGAAAUUGUAUCAUGUAACAGUGUGAUAAAAACAAGGGUGGAGAGGCAUUCUCUUUGGUUUUUUUUUGGCUUCCCUAUUCCUCAUUUCACAAUAUCCGGGUGCUGUAGAGUUUUCUAAUAAUUCUCUUGCCAAUGUAAACAUUUUUGUGCAUGUGCAUUUGAAAUAUUUUUUCACCUGGUGGCUGCUUCUCUCUAGUGGAUUGGCUCGCUCUUCAGUUGUGCAUUUUUCACUUCAGUUUCAAGUUUCCAGAGAUCAAUUUUGUGGCUAACCGUGAAGAAGUGGUGGUACAUAAACAAACGAAGUGGGAAAUUCUACUAAGCAAUGUAAUUGUACGUACAGGUCAGA